AUGCAUAGCCCUGCAUUCGACCAACGACGAUUCCAACGUUGCAUCUGCAACCGACAGAAGUAUCACGCCCUAACCCAGACCUUCAACAUUCACAGGGAAAGCGGUUCGCAUUCGGCUCUCCGCCCGGUUCAAAAAUUUCGCAACACACCAAUCCGCUAUAAAAAUCCAACGAUCCAACCCGACCAGCACCAGUCGUCCGACAUCAACCAAACAAUGCCGUUCAAACUACUCGUUAUCGCCGCCGCAUUGGCCUGCGCCAACGCCGGCUUCAUCGGCGCCCCGGUCGCUUACUCAGCCGCCCCCGACGUCAGCGGAGCCUACAUUCACCACGCUCCCGUCGCCUACGCCGCCCCCCAGGUCGCCGUCCACGCCCCCGCCUACGGCUCCACGCACCAGAGCGUCGAGCGCUCCUUGGGCGGCGCCCAAUCCGUCUCGCACUACUCCAAAGCCAUCGACAGCGCCUUCUCCAGCGUCAGAAAAUACGACACUCGGAUCACCAACGACGCUCUGACCUACGCCCCGGCUCCUGCUGUGACUUACUCUUCUGGACCUCUGUUAGCUAAAGCUGUAGCUCCUGCUGUGACCUACUCUUCUGGACCUCUGUUAGCUAAAGCUGUGGCUCCUGCUGUGGCUUACUCAUCUGGACCUCUGUUAGCUAAAGCUGUGGCUCCUGCUGUGGCUUACUCUUCUGGACCUCUGUUAGCUAAAGCUGUGGCUCCUGCUGUGGCUUACUCUUCUGGACCUCUGUUAGCUAAAGCUGUGGCUCCUGCUGUGGCUUACCCUUCGGGACCUCUGUUAGCUAAAGCAGUCGCUCCUGCUGUGGCUUAUUCUCCUGCUACUGUUGUGGCUCAUACUAGUUUCUCGGGUUUCGGUACCGCUUAUGAGUGGUAGAUUGAUUCGAUGGAUUUUUUUUUGUAUAUAUUUGAUUGAAUGUUGGAAAUUAUUUAUUGAUGUAGACGGUGAAAUAAAGAACGGUUUUUGAGGAUUUUUUUGUAGAUGUUAUUGGCUUGUUUGAGAAAUUCGUUUUAACGAGUAUUCGCGAGGAGAGCAAUGGAAUAUUAAAGUUCCGAUAUCUGGGAUGAAAC
Molecule: messenger RNA, 1085 nt
Organism: Phyllotreta striolata
Lineage: Eukaryota; Metazoa; Arthropoda; Insecta; Coleoptera; Chrysomelidae
Source: the annotation of a GenBank genome assembly